Messenger RNA from Manihot esculenta (cassava), 1152 nucleotides. RefSeq names its product podocalyxin-like. The record is from RefSeq and is a predicted model, not a curated record. The coding region runs from base 1 to 1152 and encodes 383 amino acids. The transcript has 3 exons. Lineage: Eukaryota; Viridiplantae; Streptophyta; Magnoliopsida; Malpighiales; Euphorbiaceae.
AUGAAUACUGCCUCGGGCGCCUUCCGAGUGGGGCAACCGAGAGGGGAGACUUCCCAACAAGUGGCCGAGGUAGGGUCGUUUAAGUCGUCUUUCCGGCCUCCUUCCCCUACUCCUGUCCGAGCUCCGAAGCCGGACCCUCGAGAUGAUAAAUCUUCAAGAUCGUCAAGCUGCAGCAGGCCGGGCUCGACCACUCAAGCUGUUCAAGCUCCUAGGUCUCCACAGACUUCGAGAUCGAGCGAGAACGCCUGGUUGAUGGGGACGAAGUCUGCCUUGCCCUCUGGUGAUGCUCUUGGAAGGGGACUCGGGACCUCCGCAACUGAGGUGAAGGUCCUUGUGAAUGAGACUAAGAUCGCACCUGUGGGGAAUGUUCAGGGGGCCCCAGUCGAGGGUGUUCAGGUUACAGAGGGGAGGGAGUCCGGCUCUGCAGAUGGCGAGUGUGUAGCGGAGGAGGUCGGGGACAAGCGUCCUGCCCCUACCGAAGUGCCUGCCCCGGUUCCCAUUCCAAAGGAGUCCUGGGCUUCUAGGAGACCGGCUCCUGUCCUCCCUCCUCUUGAGAAGAAAAAGAAUGCUCCCGUGGUGUCUCUGAUGCCUGCUUCUGACUCAAAUUUAGGGAAUAACAUGAUUUCUGAAGUUUAUUGUAGAAUACAAGAUGCGGCUCACAUAUAUAAUAUAAGGCAGAUCAUGGUAGAUUCAUGUCAGGAUUUCCUUGUUGAGAAUAGUGAAGAUGAUCAGUUUGUUGUUGAUUUUGAUGUAGAGCGCUUGUGCUAUGAGAAACAGAGAUCUGCUGCACCCAGUCAAGCUUCCGUUGAUGCUUCCCGAUGUGUGUUCCGUGAUGUUCAAAGUUCAGCUCAUAAAUAUGCAAGUAGGGACAAUGCGUUGAUGGCUAUAAUGCUUUACCGGCCUUCUUGUGCUGCUUUAAGUAAGCAAAAGAGUGACAACGCUACUGAAUUUGCCAAGUGUCAUAUCCCAUCUGUUGUCGUUGAAGGUUCUCUUUUAUCCGGCUGGAAUCUCCUUUUGAGGGUACUGGGAGGUAUGAGCCAGAGAGUGCUGGGUCUCUCACAAUCAGUAAUGUCGGCACUUUUGGCCUCUUGUCGUCCUUCAUCUGAUGAUUCAGUUUUUGGGUAUGCCCUGGCUGGGUUCUUUGUUGCUUAG